Messenger RNA from Salvelinus sp. IW2-2015, 5339 nucleotides. The record is from RefSeq and is a predicted model, not a curated record. Lineage: Eukaryota; Metazoa; Chordata; Actinopteri; Salmoniformes; Salmonidae.
CAUUAACCAAUGAGAGAGAAGCUGAAUUUGCCGGUGAACCGAUCAGCUUUGUGUCAGGUCGACUACAGUAUCUUCCUCUCAUUCAGCACAGGUCAGAAGCAGGUGUCAAAUGCCAUUGCAUUGAAGGUGUGAUUGUACUUUGGAUUACAGAAAGAGACGUGAAAUGAGUGGAAGAAGGAGGGGGCAGCCCAACAGAGGUGGAGGGCGAUUUAACAAGCCCAGAGGAGGAGGAGGGAGAGGAAGAGGGGGAGGAGGAGGAGGAGGAGGAGGGGGAGGAGGAGGAGGUGGAAAGGCAGCGAGUGGUGGCUGGGAUGACGGUGACGAUUUCAGCCUUGAUUUUGGACCCAGUCGCUCAACCAGGCCCACCUCGGGCAGAGGAAGGGGUGGGAGCAGCCGGGGCAGCGGGGGUAGCAGCAGAGGUAGAGGAGGAAGGGGAAGGAGCACUGGUGGAGGGAGGGGUAGAGGUGGCGGAGAUAGGGGUAGGGGAAAGGUUAAUGGUAGGGGUUUACCCAAGUCCCUAAUUAGCGAGAGACCUCGGCCUAGGCUGCUGGAUGAAGACAGGCCUCGCCUCAGGCCUGAGAUGAUGGGCAACAUGCCCAUGCAGAAGAUCUUCAUGACAAAUGAGAACCAGGAGCAGGUGAAAGAGCUGCUGAGAGAGCUGCAGACCCAGGACUACGACGACGAGCCAUAUGAUGAAGAAGAUGAGUAUGAGGAAGAGGAGGAGUAUGAUGAGCUGGAUUACCGGGAGGAAGGGCAGUUCUGGAACACCCAUGAUGAGCCUGUUGAGAGUGCAGAGAGCCCCGUCUAUGAUCCUGACUCUGAGGAUGAACGGCGGCCCACUCCCGAAGCAGUCAUAGGACUGUUUGCCAUAGGAAAGCUCUGCAGGUAUGGUUUCGACCGGGAGCGCAGCAAGCAGGCCCUGGAGGCAGGUGUUGGGGAGGUGGGAGCAACCAUGGAACAGCUGCUCCUCCAGGUCUUCUCCGAGCGCUACGGCCCCAAAGCUGUCUCCCCCGAUGGCCUCCAAGGGGCGCCCAUGGACGAGUGCCUCACCCAGAGACAGGAGGAGGCCUUGGCCCUCACCGCAAUCUACGGCGACCGCUUCACCGAGCGCAUCGCCAACAGCGUUUGGACUGUCACUUUGGACCCUGACUUCCUAGCCGACAUUGCAGGAGGAAAACAAAAGGCAUCUGCUCGCACCGACGACUCCGUUCAAAUUAGGGACGUCUGCAGCUUCUACCUAAAGGGUGCCGGCUGCAGGUUUGGAGCUAAGUGCAAGUAUAAGCACCAGAUGCCCACCAAGGGAACAGCUUCGGGCCCUCAAGACCCCGUGGGAGCCAGCCAACCUGGGUUUAGCAGCUACUCCUCUCCAGAGUAUGAGCUGGAGGUCCGCUUCCCUAAAGGGAACCGCUACCCCUUCCAGGCCCCUGUCGUAGCCUUCAGCACUAACGAUGAGACCAUAGGGGCCGCAGCCAGGCUGAGUGUCACAGAGCAUCUGUUCGGGGAGGCCUUGGCUGCAGCGAAGGAGGGUGAGCCCGUGGUCUACACCCUGAUCACUUGCUGCGAGGACGAGGCCACCAUGAAGGAGCUGCUGUCAGUCACGCAUCAUAAAUACAGCUCCCUGCCCCCUGUGGUAGUGGCUCCACCCCCUGCUGCUGUUGCCUUGACGAAGAGCAAGAGUGGGAGGAGCAACACGGCAUUACAUGUGGAGGGCAAGAGUAGUACGAACACCAACAGAACUACCCCAACUAACAGCACCGCCAACAGCAGAACUGCCCCAACUAACAACAGCACCGCCACAGGCAGAACUGCCCCAACUAACAACAGCACCGCCAACAGCAGAACUGCCCCAACUAACAACAGCACCGCCAACAGCAGAACUGCCCCGACUAACAGAACAAGCAGCCACAGGAUACAGCAGGCCACAGAAGACUUGGAGGAGGAGGAGGAUGAUGAGGAAGAAGUAGUGGUUCCUGAGACCGAGAGCUAUGUCAACCUGAGGAAGAAGAUGGUGAAGAGACAUGAAGAGAGGACAGGGAGCCAGCAAAAGGAGAACGCCAAACUGUGUCGAGAGUUCAGGACAAAACAGUCAUCCAGGCGCUUCACCUCCAUGUUGCAGCAGAGACAGAAGCUGCCUGCUUGGAAUGAGAAGGAGAACAUCCUGGACCUGUUGGACAACUGCCAGGUGCUGGUGGUCAGUGGCAUGACUGGGUGUGGUAAGACCACCCAGAUCCCUCAGUUCAUUCUGGAUGCAUCUCUGAGUGGGCCUACUGACCAGGUGGCUAACAUCAUCUGCACCCAGCCCCGCCGUAUCUCUGCCAUCUCCGUGGCUGAGAGGGUGGCACAGGAGCGGGCAGAACGCCUCGGUAACUCAGUGGGCUACCAGAUCCGCCUGGAGACCGUCAGGGUCAGUGGAACUCAAUGUUGUACACAUGCUCACAUGCAUAACCUUGCAUUCUACCGGGUCUUCUUUCCUCUUUGCUCUUCGUCGUCGUCUCAAGCACACUCUGUCCACAUACCAGGACGCACUUUCCCUGUUGACCAGUUUUUCCUGGAAGAUGCAAUUGCCAAAACCCGGUAUGUGAUUGAGGAUGGCAGUCCGUUCAUGCGCUCGGGCGGGGGGAAGGACAAGUCCUCAUCAGGCAGUAAGGGGGUCAGAGGGGGGGCCAAAGACCCCGUGGACCAGCUGGGAGACGACAUGUGGUCCUUCAUGAACCUCCAGAAAAAAGACUUCAUUAAAGACUCCAUCCCUGACCAGCAGCUCAGCCUGCAGGAACUCGCUGUCCGAUACAAAGACACCAAGAAAUCUGUCUUGAAGACCAUAUCUGCCAUGGACCUGGAUAAGAUCAACAUGGACCUGGUGGAGAGUGUGCUGGAGUAUAUUGUGGACGGGGACCACAGCUACCCUCCAGGUGCUGUGUUGGUAUUCAUGCCGGGCCUGGCUGAGAUUAAGACUCUUUAUGAGCAGCUCCAGUCCAACAGGAUGUUCAACAACCGGAACAGAGCCAGGUGUGUGGUGUACCCACUCCACUCGUCCCUGUCUAACGAGGAGCAGCAGGCUGUGUUCAAGCGUCCACCAGAGGGCGUCACAAAGAUCAUCAUCUCCACCAACAUCGCUGAGACCUCCGUUACCAUCGACGACGUGGUCUACGUGGUAGACUCAGGCAAGAUGAAGGAGAAGAGUUACGACGCCUCUAAGAGCAUGGAGAGCCUGGAGGAGUCGUGGGUGUCCCGUGCCAACGCCCUGCAGAGGAGAGGGCGAGCGGGCCGCGUGGCCUCAGGGGUGUGCUUCCAUCUCUUCACCAGCCACUGCUUCCAACACCAGCUGGCAGAGCAGCAGCUGCCAGAGAUCCAGAGAGUCCCCUUGGAGCAGCUCUGCCUCAGGAUUAAGAUCCUGGAUGUGUUUGCGGAGCGGCCAUUGGAUUCUGUGUUCUCUCGGCUCAUUGAGCCCCCGGCCAUGGGCAGUCUGGAUGCGGCCAAGCAGCGUUUGCAGGACCUGGGGGCUCUGACUGCCGACGAGAAGCUCACCCCUCUGGGCUAUCACCUGGCCUGUCUGCCUGUGGACGUCCGCAUUGGCAAACUCAUGCUGUUUGGUGCCAUCUUUCGCUGCCUGGACCCUGCCCUCACCAUCGCUGCCAGCCUGGCCUUCAAAUCCCCCUUCGUGUCUCCUUGGGAUAAGAGGGAGGAGGCCAAUGAGAAGAAGCUGAAUUAUGCCCUGGCCAACAGUGACCAUCUGGCCCUGCUGCAGGCAUACAAGGGCUGGUGUGGUGCAGCCAAAAACGGGAAUCAGGCCGGGUUUCAGUACUGCAGAGAGAACUUCCUGUCUAGCCGGGGCUUACAGGAGAUAGCCAGUCUGAAGAGGCAGUUUACAGAGCUGCUGUCUGACAUUGGCUUCGUCAAGGAGGGACUGAAGGCUAGAGUCAUUGAGAGAAUGGCUGCCAAAGGGACUGAUGGUAUAAUGGAGGCUACGGGCCGUGAGGCCAACCUCAACUCUGACAACAUCAGGUUGAUGUCUGCCAUGCUCUGUGCUGCCCUGUAUCCCAAUGUAGUACAGGUGAGGUCUCCUCAUGAGAAGUUCAAGCAGACCAGUAAAGGAGCGGUGAAGAUGCAGCCCAAAGCAGACGAGUUGCGCUACAUGACCAAGAAUGACGGCUGUGUCCACGUACACCCCUCCUCCGUCAACUACACGGUGCGCCACUACGACAGCCCCUACCUGGUGUACCAUGAGAAGGUGAAGACAAGCCGUGUGUUCAUCAGAGACUGCAGCAUGGUGUCGGUGUACCCCUUGGUGCUGUUUGGGGGGGGACAGGUCAACGUGGAGUUGCAGAAGGGAGAGUUCGUCAUCUCCCUCGACGACGGCUGGAUCCGGUUCGCCGCAGCAUCGCACCAGGUGGCAGAGCUGGUGAAGGAGCUGCGCUGGGAGCUGGACCAGCUCCUUGAAGAUAAGAUCAGAAACCCCAGCAUGGACCUGUGUACUUGUCCGAGAGGCUCCCGUAUCAUCCACAUGAUCGUCAAGCUCAUCACCACCCAGUAAACCACCCGGCUCCCCUCCAUUACACACCCAGCACUUGUCUUUAGAUUAAUACUUUGCUCCCCACCUCCAGUCUUACAGUACAUUGGAUCAAGUCUUAUUGGUGGUAGCAUUGCAAUGAUACAAGUGCUGCUGAACAAGCAUACAGAAAUCACUGUUUUUGCUGUCAUAGGAAGUGCAAUAGAUUUGGCAGAGUUGAUUGUUAAAUUUGAACUGAAUUGCUAAAAAGGUUAUUUAACUGAAAUGGUAAUUUGCCAUUGAUUGUGUAUAUAUAUUUUGGCCACAUUUCCUGUAUAUAUGGGAAACUCAAGUUGCGUUUUAUUAUAGGUUGUGCCUUUCUUGCACACAACUAAAAAUAGCAUUUGAGUCCAUAUUGGAUUCCCGUACUGAAAAUGGUUGCACAUUUAUGCUUUUGUGUGUAUUUAGAUAUAACUAAUGCAUGAUUGACUGAAAUGUAAAUAGAGCUCUAAGAGCUUCUGCAUUAUUGUCUUUCUGUACAUUUAUAUAGAUAAAAUUAACACGCUGAUGUAAAAAUCAUGCCAUCACUAUUAAAAGGGCUCAUUGAAAUGUAGACAAUUUGGUAAAAAGCUGCCAAAGAAUUUAUAAACAAUGUCUCAUCAGCUUCAGUGACUAACUUUAGUCUGAUGAAUAUUACAACUGAAAAUAAAACAAAAUAAGUUGUGUGGGUGAAUUUAUGUAGUCCUUUUUAGUUGUUCAAUUGUUUAAGCACAAUCACGUUGUAGACAUUGUGAAGUCUUCCACUUUAUAUCUACAUUUUGCUGUAUUAAAAGUUGACACAUUUUUAAAGGCA